CCGUUCCUUAGCUCUCUCCUCCUUCCAAGUUAGCGAAGAAAACCCUCCCCCUCCUCCAGAAAAGCCGUUUAAAACUGCAUCCCAGAGCAGAAAGGAAUUGAUUGUGUUUUGCUUUAGUGACUGAGUCAUCCAAAUAGCCAUCCAGCAGACAUUGGCUGAAACCCAUCCACAAGUGAUUGUGGAACCUAUCCACAAGCUCCUAAAAUAGAAAGAAUAUUCCAGCAUGACAUUAAGAAGUGAAGACUCUGUGUAUCAAGUGAUAAAGGUUUAAGCACAACUAACUCCUUGUGUAGAAUUUGAAGAAAGCAGACAGCCUGGGUUCUGAACAGGUCCUGCUCCCUUACCACCAUGAAGUCUCCACAGAUAGCUUCACUGUCGUGGGGUCGGAUGAAGGUACAGGACUGUCCCACUGCCUAUAAGGAUUGCAAGGUCUGGCCAGGCGGGAGUCGGCCCUGGGACUGGAGAGAGACGGGUACAGAUCACCACCCUGGAGUGCAGGCAUCUGACCUGGAGGAAAUCAUUAACAAGGGGAUUGAGACACUAGUUAUCGGCUGUGGAAUGAGCCAGGCUUUGCAGGUUCCCUCCAGAACUCUAGAUUACAUUAAGAACAAAGGCAUCGAUGUGAAAGUCCUUCAAACAGAGGCAGCCGUGCGAGAAUACAACUCACUGGCCAGUAGUGGUGCACGAGUAGGAGGGGUCUUCCAUUCCACUUGCUAAGGCAGCCACAUGUAUGGCGGCAACUUUAAAAUCAGUUGGAGACAUAAAUAUACAACAUUAAGUCACAGUACAGGCCCUUCAGCCCAUGAUAUUGUGCUGACCUUUUAACCUACUCUCAGAUCAAUCAAUCCCUUCCCUCCUACACAGCCCUCAAUUUUUCUAUCAUCCAUGUGCCUAUACAAAAUUAUGAGGAAUAUAGAUAGGGUAAAUGCAAGCAGGCAUUUUCCACUGCGAUUGAGUGAGACAAUAUCUAGAGGUUGUAGGUUAAGGAUAAAAGGUGAAAAGUCAGGGGCACAUGAGGAGAAACCUCUUCACUCAGAGGGUUGUGAGAGUGUAGAACGAGCUUUCAAGUUGGCAUGCAGGCUCAAUUUCAACAUUUAAGAGAAGUUUAAAUAGGUACAUGGAUGGGAGGUGUCUGAAGGACUGUGGUCCAGGUGCAGGUCGAUGGGAGUAGGCAGUUUAAAUGGUUUGGCAUGGACUAGAUGGGCUGAAAGGCCUGUUUCUAUGCUGUAGUUUUCUACAGUAUGAAUCCAUGACUCUAUCUAAAAAUUUCUUAAAUGCUGCUAACAUAUAAGCUUGAACAAGUCUUAUUCUAAUCCUCAUUAAGUGAAAUCGGAAUAAAUUGGUUUCAAAAGCCUUGCUUCUGUUAUGCCAUUGGUAUUGUGUGCCGUUUGAGUUACUGGCGUAUUACAUUACAAGCAGACAAUUGUGACGAUCGUUUCAAACCAGAUUGUCUGCUUUUACUGUUGUCACUGAUACUUAGGUUCAUUCUGUUUUCAGUUGCUGAUAUUUAAAGUGAAUCUUGCUCGAGUUUCCAUUUCCAUCCUGGGAAAAUGUCUCUGCUGUCCAUUCUGUCAAUACCUCUUAUCAUCUUUUAUACCUCUAUCAAAUCACUCCUCUUCCUCUUUCUCACCAAAAAGAAAAGCCCUAGCUCACUUACAUAUCCUCAAAAGACAUGCUCUCUAAUUCAGGUAGUAUGCUGGUAAAGACCAUCUACACCCUCUAAAGCUUCCACAACCUUCCUAUAAGAAGGCAGCCAGAACUGAACACAAUACUCCAGGUGUGAUCUAUCAGGGUUUUAUAGAGAUGCAGUAUUACCUUGUGGCUCUUGAAGGCUAGCAGCACAGACACCUUAUCAACUUGCACAGCAACUUUGAUGUGAAUCCCAUGAUCACUCUGUUAAGAAUCCUGCAAUUAACCCUGUAUUCUGUCUUCAAGCUCCAAAGUAAAUCAUUUCACACUUAAGUACAACUUCUCCUCCUCCACCAUCAGAUUUCUGAGCAGUUCAUGAACCCAUGAACAUUACCUUGUUAUUCCUCUUUGGAACUAUUUUUUGUAACAUACAAUUAUUUUUUGCUUUUCACUGUACUGCUGCAAAACAAUCUAUUUAAACGGUAAGACCUAGGCCAUUUGGCCCAUUCCAUCAUAACUGAUUUAUUAUCCCUCUCACUCCGUUCUCCUGCCUUCUCCCCAUAAUCUUUGAUCAAGAACCCAUCAACUUCCACUUUAAAUAUACUCAGUGCCUUGGUCUCCACAGCCGUCAGUGGCAAUGAAUUCUAUAGAUUCAUGACCCUUCUCAUCUCUGUUCUAAAGGAACAUCCUUGCAGUCUCAGGCUAUCCCCUUUGGUUCUACACACUCGCAGUAUUGAAAACAUCCUCUGCAUGUUCCCUCAUAUUAGCCCUUUCAACAUUCGAUAGGUGUCAAAGAGAUCCCCACUCAUUCUUCUAAACUCCAGCAAGUACAGAUCAAGAGCCGUCAAACUUUCCUCAUACAUUAGCCCUUUUAUUCUUGUGAUCUGGACCCUCUCCAAUGCCAACACACCCUUAGAAAGGGGCCCAAAACUGCUCACAAUCCUCUAAAUGCAUUCUGAUUAAUGCCUUAUAAAGCUUCAGCUUUCCAUCCUUUUAUCUUCUAGUCCUCUCGAAAUGAAUGCUAACAUUGGAUUUGCUUUCUUAAAUUUCAUAUCUUAAAAGUUAGUGGUAAUAAAUCUUAUUCUGACUCAGGAUCAUCUCACUUACCAUUUAUUAUUACUCAGCAUUUAUAGUGACUAAAUGCUUUAGGCGUCUGUCACGUGGGAUGUAAUUGGGUGGCGUGGGACUCUUUGGGUCUGUUACUGUGCUGUAUCUCUAAAUAAAAGAAAAUAAAAAUGCAGACUGCC
Molecule: messenger RNA, 2876 nt
Organism: Hypanus sabinus (Atlantic stingray)
Lineage: Eukaryota; Metazoa; Chordata; Chondrichthyes; Myliobatiformes; Dasyatidae
Gene: aamdc
Product: adipogenesis associated, Mth938 domain containing
Exons: 5
Coding region: 349-717 (122 amino acids)
Biological process (GO): positive regulation of fat cell differentiation
Cellular component (GO): cytoplasm
Source: RefSeq, a predicted model, not a curated record